Anastrepha ludens (Mexican fruit fly) is the source of this 927-nucleotide messenger RNA. RefSeq names its product adenylate kinase isoenzyme 6 homolog (gene Ak6). The coding region runs from base 130 to 663 and encodes 177 amino acids. The record is from RefSeq and is a predicted model, not a curated record. Gene Ontology annotation, cellular component: nucleus; cytoplasm. The transcript has 3 exons. Gene Ontology annotation, molecular function: ATP binding; AMP kinase activity; ATP hydrolysis activity. Lineage: Eukaryota; Metazoa; Arthropoda; Insecta; Diptera; Tephritidae.
AAUUCGCUUUGGUUUAUAGUUGCAUCUGAUAUUUGACAAAUUGCUGAAGGAAAACACGAGUUUGUGUAAAUUUAACUUUAUUUUACUCGCAUAAUAAGUGAAAGAGCUUGUUUCAGUUAUUAACUGAAAAUGGCCACAACUGACGAGAAAGUGGACGCUAAACCAAAUAUAUUGGUCACAGGAACGCCUGGUGCGGGGAAGACAUAUCUGUGCCAAAGGAUAGCUGAUCAAUUAAAGGUGAAUUGGUUGGAUUGCUCCAAAAUUGCAAAGGAAAAUGAUUUUGUUGAAGAAUAUGAUGAUGAGUACGAUUGCCCUAUACUUGAUGAGGACAAGCUCAUGGACUACAUGGAACCUUUCAUGCAGCAAGGUGGAAAUAUUGUGGAAUAUCAUGGCUGUGACUUUUUCCCAGAGCGUUGGUUCCAUGCUGUUUUUGUUGUUACUUGCUCCAACACACUGCUAUUCGACAGGCUGAAGGAGCGCGGAUAUAAUGAAAAGAAGCUAAAGUCUAACAUUGAAUGUGAAAUUUUUGGGACAGUGCUUGAAGAGGCUCGUGAUUCCUACAAACCAGAGAUUGUGUUUGAAUUAAAAGGCGAUACUAAGCUGGAUGCUGAACAAAGUCUAAAAACUAUUAAAAAUUGGUACAAAGCUUGGAAGCGAAAGUGAACUGUUGUAUUUGAACAUAAGUGUUUAUAGGGACUAGAUUAGGUAGAAAAUAUCAAACACAUGUACAAAAAUACGCGAUAACGGUGAAUAAUGUACGUAGAUAUGUACAAACAGUGACACACAGCCAAAUGAGCAUCAAGUUUUUCAACGAAAUAAUGAUAUUAGGCGAAAAUGAAACACGUUAUUUAUAACAUUGAUAUGCUAGUUGGUAAUAAUUUUUUUUUUUAUAAAAUAGUGUAUAAAUAAAAAUUAUUUUGAAUAUUC